Messenger RNA from Cooperia oncophora, 1674 nucleotides. Lineage: Eukaryota; Metazoa; Nematoda; Chromadorea; Rhabditida; Trichostrongylidae. The record is from the annotation of a GenBank genome assembly.
AUGUCUAGUACAACAAGCUGCAACGAGCACGAAAUGGAUCAAAUCGACGGCACAAAUCCUCUAAACGAUUGGAACGCAAUCGGAGUAAGUUGCGAAUACGAGGACAUAAAUAAGUGCUUCGAAAACAUCCUGGUUCAGCUCAGCGAGGUACUAACUGACCAGAUACGCAAUUUCUCAAGCGCUAAGCGCGGAAUCAUUCUGGGAACCGUACGGGAAACAGUACGGAAUGCUCUAGUCAAGGUCAAAAAUCAUCUAGAAGGAAGGGAGCAGUCAACAAGCUCCUCGUUUUUCGAUGAGGUCCAAAUGUCAGUAGAGGAGUUGCGCGAAUUUUUGCCUACUGUCAGCUCGCACAGCCGUACCCUCUGCCAGAUCGCAGCAAGACUCGGCUGCGAGCUGAACCAGGCGCAAGUUACUCAAAUGGCGGGUCCGUCAAUGUCGGAGGCCCGAAGCGCAGAUGUUGCCACCGCAGGUGAGGAAGUUAAUGACUGGAACAAUAUUCGCAGCCAUUACACAUCACUCAAACACGGAGAAAAUUCUGUUCAGAGACGGAACGGACUCCACCACAAGAGCGAUGGACCUCACUGCGUCCCAACAGCAGCAUCGCAAAAGUCGUCACGGCAGUGCUCGCCGGUGUCUUCCCGAGAAUCGACGAGUGAUAUAGUCAAGCAAGGGACCUUCAACGGUGUCGUUGAAGCGCUCAAGGCAGCGCGUAAAAAUCCCUGUGAUCGACUGAGGGAUAUCAAAGAAUGGGAGAGUCUCUCCAAGAAAAACGGCGAAUCUGUCGUAGAUUUUUGUUGCCGCAUGGAAGAUCUGUCUCGAAAAAUACACCCGAGCAGCGAGUGGGAUUUUAUAAGAGGGUCCAAGUUGUACUCCUGUUUUCAACACUGGCAAAAUUCAUAUUACAUGAUGGCGGCAUUGGAUGCGCCAGAGGGACGAGUCUACGAAGAGGUGAAGAGAGUUGCCAUGCGGCUGGAAAAGCUGCAAUUCGAUAGCAACACCCAGUUGCGUUUCCAGAAAAGGGGGUUUGAUCGACAAGGUAGCGACCCUCAAAAGACUCCCUCUUUUAAUACGACCAGUGAACAAGCAGGAACCCUAGCCAAGUCCAUACCCAAAUGCAACUUUUGUGGAAAAAGGGGACAUCUGGCAGCGGACUGCAGAAAAAGGGAGAAACCCUCGAACCACAAGUAUCGUGAGAACGGUCACAACCGCAACUAUAGCGAUACGCGAAACAACGCAGCUGGAGGUAGCUCGCUUGUAACGGAGUUAGACAGGUGGUGUAAAACUGUCCAAAGAAAAGGGGAAGACCCAAAACUCCAGUCAGGCGCUGUAGGUAAACCAAGCACUUGUGAAGUGGAAAUUUUCGGUAUUACAGCAAAAGCGCUCGUAGACACAGGCUCUGUGAUUUCGAUUAUCCCUGUUGGGCUCCUCAAGAGAGUGCGCGAACAAGGCGUUGAUCUUGAUGCUAAGGCACACAUCGUAGGCGAUGGGAAACAACGUAGACUUUUCGAUGCGUCGGGGAAUGCGAUGAGCUUCCUUUCGGAAAUAACAGCAGAAGUAAUGGUCAUAGGAGCUAGCACGGCCUGCGUGCAUAUGCACGUGCAGCAAAGUAACGACGAUAACGUGUUUACUACAGCCACUAACUACUUCAAGAAUAGUUUGAGGGGAUUUCUCUGA